AUGGCUAUUAGAUUACUCUCCCGGCGAACCAAAACCAUAUACCGGCUAUUCACCGGAACUCCGACGGCCAAUCUCCGACUCAUCUCACAUCCACCCUCCUCCCUUCACCACCCGUUCCCACCCUUCUCGUCGCAGUCUCUUCUCUCUUCCGCGUCACCUACCAUUUCCUCCUCUUCAACAGAACUCAUCAACGACAUUUCUCGCAUCCUCAGUGACUACCGGAGCCCCCGUCACGAUAUCGUUUCAGCCCUCACUCCCUUUGCCGAUGCGAUAACCACCGACUUGGUCGAACAAGUACUCAAACGUUGCAACAAUCUUGGUGUUUCUGCACACAGGUUCUUCCUUUGGGCUAAAAACUUGCCUGGUUUUGUACCUAGUAAAGAUAGCUAUCAUAUUCUCAUUGAUAUUUUAGGUAGAAGCAAACAGUUUCCAUUGGUUUGGGAUUUCCUAGGAGAAACGAAACAAUCUCAAUCUUGUGAAAUCACUUCUGUAAUCUUCUGGAUGAUUUUUAGUGCUUAUUGUAAAGCUAAUUUGCCUUCCGACGCCAUUAGAGCUUUUAACAACAUGGUCGAUUACGGGAUACAACCGAGUAUCAAUGAUCUGGACCAGCUUUUGUAUGUGCUUUGCAAGAGGAAGCAUGUGAGGGAAGCUCAAUCGUUCUUCGAUAAAAUCAAGCAUGGGUUUAAUCCCACCGUGAAAACCUACAGUAUUCUGGUUCGCGGUUGGGGCUACAUCGGAGAAGCAAGUGAAGCACAGAAGGUGUUCGAUGAAAUGCUUGUGAGAGGAUGCUCUGUAGAUGUACAUGCUUACAAUAGCAUUCUGGAGUCCUUAUGUAAAGGAGGAAACGUCGAUGAAGCUCACAAGCUAUUCCGAGAUAUGAGAUCUAAAGGGCUCGAACCAGAUGCUUUCACUUACUCCAUUUUCAUCCAUGCUGCUUGUGAUGCAAACGACAUCCAUUCAGCCUUUCGAGUUCUUGACAGGAUGAAAAGGUACAAUCUUAUCCCUAACGUCUUCACAUACAACUCCAUCAUCAAUAAACUCUGUAAAUCCGAUAAAAUCGAAGAAGCAUACCAACUGUUAGAUGAAAUGCUCGAGAGAAAAGUUAAACCAGAUGUGUGGAGUUACAACGCGAUCUUAUCAUUCCAUUGCAAUCGAUUAGAGGUAAACAUGGCUACUAAAUUGGUAUCACGAAUGGAUACAGAUUCAUGUGAACCAGAUCGACAUACCUAUAAUAUGUUGCUUAAAAUGUUGAUUAGGGUAGGGAGGUUUGAUAGGGUCACGAGUUUAUGGGAGAAAAUGGAGAAAAAUGGUUUUCAUCCUUCUGCUUCAACGUAUGCUGUUAUGAUUCAUGGUUUUUGUAGGAAGAAAGGGAUGGUUGAAGAGGCGUGUAGAUAUUUUGAAAUGAUGGUUGAUGAGGGGAUACCACCAUAUUCUUCUACUUGUGAGGUUUUGAGGAACAAAAUUAUUGGAUUAGGGUUUGCAGAGAAAGUGGAGAUACUUGCAGAGAAGAUGGAAAGAAGUAGUUCUUGUUCGAUUCAAGAUCUUUCUGGUAUUAUGAGAGGUAAUAUGAAGAAUAUAAAGUCAAAAAAGGAAGAAAAUAGCUCAGAAGAGAGCGAUUAUUGA
Messenger RNA from Lactuca saligna, 1623 nucleotides. NCBI's taxonomy places the organism in Eukaryota, Viridiplantae, Streptophyta, Magnoliopsida, Asterales, Asteraceae. The record is from the annotation of a GenBank genome assembly.